Messenger RNA from Penicillium manginii, 1356 nucleotides. Its product is annotated as MFS transporter MCP family solute carrier family 16 member 10. The transcript is spliced from 3 exons. The coding region runs from base 1 to 1356 and encodes 451 amino acids. Gene Ontology annotation, biological process: transmembrane transport. The record is from RefSeq and is a predicted model, not a curated record. Gene Ontology annotation, cellular component: fungal-type vacuole membrane. Gene Ontology annotation, molecular function: transmembrane transporter activity. Lineage: Eukaryota; Fungi; Ascomycota; Eurotiomycetes; Eurotiales; Aspergillaceae.
AUGCACGACAACCGCACUGCUGAGCUCGAGAAGGGCAGUUCGACCUCUUCAAGAACAUCGAGUCCAGCAGAGGCCAAGCCUCAAGCAUCUGGCCCACCAGAAGCACCUGAAGGAGGCACAAAAGCCUUCCUAUCGCUACUCGGAGGCUCCUUGGGUCUUUUUAUCUCAUUUGGAUGGGUCAAUUGUAUUGCUCUGUUCCAAGCUGAAUAUGAGAACAACCAGUUGAAGACCUAUGGCAGCUCGGAGAUAUCCUGGAUCACUUCGUCCGAAUUUUUCUUCAUGCUGUUCAUGUCGCCAUUAUCUGGAUAUCUAUUCGACAACUAUGGACCACGAUUGCCGAUAUCUAUCGGUGGAUUAAUGCAUGUGAUUGGCCUCAUGAUGACCAGCUUGUCAAGCAAAUACUACCAAUUCUACUUGGCACAGUCGGUUUGCUCAGGGACCGGCACAUCGCUCAUUUUCACUCCAGCAAUGACUGCGCCUAUGACUUACUUCAAAAAGCGUCGCGCUUUGGCAGGAGGAUUGACCGUUGCAGGUUCGAGUCUGGGUGGUGUAAUCUUUCCCCUCAUGGUCAACAACCUCCUUCCAGAGGUCGGCUUUGUAUGGACGAUGCGAACCUGCGCUUUCUUGAUCCUUGGACUCUGGGCUAUUACCAUGCUCACCGUCUCCUCCAACUUGCCCCACGCUCGCAAGGAGUUCAAGCUUGCGAACUACCUUCAGCCUUUCACGGAAUUCAACUUCUUGAUCUUGUUGACGUUCUGCUUUUUCCUUUACUGUAAGCCGUCUAUCAUUAUGUUUCAUCGCACCACAGCUAACCAGAGUUUAGGGGGAUUGUUUGUCCCUUUCGACUACCUUGUCACGUCUGCUGUGCAUAACGGAAUGUCAAUGACUAUGGCCUACAAUCUGAUUCCCAUCAUGAACGGAGCGAGCUUUUUUGGACGUACGAUUCCCAAUGGCCUUGCCGACAAGUACGGCCGUUUCAAUGUGCUUAUUAUCAUGCUCCUUUUCACUGGUAUCAUCACUCUGGCCUUGUGGUUUCCUGGUCGCAGUAACGCGGCCAAUAUUGUCUUCGCCGCUUUGUUUGGUAUCGGAUCUGGCACCACCAUUGGCUUGACACCGCCCCUUGUGAUGGCUCUCUACUCACCUCAGGAGAUCGGGUUUCGAAUCGGGUUGGCUCUUGCUAUCGCAGGCCUUGGUGCCCUUACGAGCCCUCCGAUUGCUGGUGCAAUUGCAGCGACAGAUGGAGGCUCUUACCGCUUUGCGGCCUUAUUCAGUGGCGUGAACUUCAUGGUCGCGACAAUAUUUUUGGUGUGGCUGAGGUGUAGAGUUUCAGGUUGGAAUCCCCUCACAAAAGCUUGA